Bipolaris victoriae FI3 is the source of this 1641-nucleotide messenger RNA. RefSeq lists its product as hypothetical. Gene Ontology annotation, cellular component: ESC/E(Z) complex. Lineage: Eukaryota; Fungi; Ascomycota; Dothideomycetes; Pleosporales; Pleosporaceae. The record is from RefSeq and is a predicted model, not a curated record. The transcript has 11 exons. The coding region runs from base 1 to 1641 and encodes 546 amino acids. Gene Ontology annotation, molecular function: protein binding; nucleosome binding. Gene Ontology annotation, biological process: negative regulation of transcription by RNA polymerase II.
AUGGAAGCCAGCUGGGAAUUGCCUACUCUGAGGGGCACCAUCCGACUAGGCGGCCAAACAAAGUCUAAGCUUAGCUCCACUCAAUUCUACGACGUCGACUUCUAUCCUUACACUGCACCCGGCCUGGAUCCCGUUUUCGCGGUCUGUGGUGGCCCGUUUACUAUCGUCUGUCGAUGCGUUCUCGACAAGAAUGGGUCCAUUGAGAUCUUGCGCUGGUUUGAAGACGAGGAAAACACUGCAGAAAAUGGUUCAGCGAAUCCCAAGCAAAUCAGGUACAACAGCGUCGUAUGGUCUCAGGCUACCAAUGGAGACCCACUCGUCUGCGUAGCUUGCGACUCCCGUAUCAAGGUUCUCAAUACGCUGAUAGGCCAUGGCGAUUCCGUCAACGACCUUGCCAUAUCCCCGGUCGAUCCCACCAUCAUCGCAUCAGUCAGCAUUGACCACAGCCUCCGGUUGUGGAGCCUGCACCCUUCGCAUGAGAAGCAACCGCUUGGGGCCGUAUGCUACGGCCAAGGUCACAAAGAUCAAAUCUUGACCCUAUCAUAUCACCCCAAAGGAAAAUACAUCCUCACUGCGGGUAUGGAUACCAAGAUCAAUCUAUGGGCUGUCCCGGAUGAUCUCAAAGAACAUACCGGAACCGACAAGCCGGUAAUGGUGCAUUACCCGCAUUUUUCCACCACUGAGAUCCACACCGAUUUUAUAGACUGUAUCCAAUGGUACAAUGAUCUGAUUUUUAGUCAUGCAUGCCGAGAAGGCAAAAUCAUCCUCUGGAGUAUCGACCACUUCAGCUCAGACCGUACCGUUACGCCUCCUGCACCUAUUCCGACCUCAAGCGCGGUCAACAGUCGCACACCAGUCACAAUAUCAGCCAAUCUAACAUCAAACACACGGUCAGCAUGGGGUGGUCGCUUCCAGCGUCUCCUCCAAUUUGAUUUGCCGUAUACCAAUCAGUUUUACAUUCGAUUCUCCCUUUUCCACGAGCUCGGCCACCACCCGAUCCUGGUUGCGGGCAAUGAAAAGAGUAAGACAUUUUUCUGGGACCUUCAACGCCUCGAGAACUCUGGUACGGGAGAAUCAAGUACAGGAGACGAUAAGCUCUAUGCUGGAAAAGAAGUGCCGCUGGGUCUGCCCCGACAUGUUCGAGAAGGCAGCUCGGCCUCGACCGCGUCCUCCGCCAUUAGCGCCGGCUCCGGGAACACUAAGAUGAAGCAAAAGAAAGUAAAGGAGGUUGUUCGUGACCGAGGCAUAUCCGAUCCCUUCCGCUCCAUCAAAGCCCACAAGAUUGUAGAGACUCCAAAGUACAAAGCUUUCGCCUUUCGCCAUUUUUCAUGGAGUCGUGACGGCCAAUGGUGUGUUGCUGUAGGCGAUUGUGGCACAAUCAAUGUCUUCAGCCGUUGGGAAAAAGGCGUGCCGCCAAUGAACCCUGACCAGGAGAUACCAGCACCAGGUGAACCAAGCAUCAAUAAAAAGAAAAUCACUGAUACUUUUCACGCCAUGUCCGAAGCACACGCGUUGCGGAGGCAGAUGGCAGCUGACCAGGGCGAACCUUUUGAGGAAGACUUGAAGACCCUCUUGGGCGAAUAUGUAGAUGGAUUACCGGAGCACGAAAAGGAGUUUGCUCAAUCACUUGGUAAAGAAUAG